CAGGUUUGUUGUUUGGAAAUGAGGACAGCUAGCUGAUCAGCAGAGAUAUUGGUCCUCUCCAUUUGUAGGAUGAUAUUCCUUCAGCUAGCGGAUCCAGUCUCCAAUACCCGGUCGACUCGUCAAGGAGAAGAGCACGGCACCGCGCUCGCGUGGACAUCCGAUAGACAGGGGACUGUGAACGAUACCACAGGGAAUGCACCUUCCAAAGAGUUGGCGGCAGUGGACUGAAUUCUUGUUCCAGGACAGGUUUGCGAAGAUGAUCCAAAUUCAUCGAAGUGAACAGUGCAUGGUGGAGCAGCAGGAGGAUGUGAGACUUGGGAUUCAGUUUGGGUGGCAGCAGUUGGGCUCGCCGUCUGGUUGGCGGCUUCGAGCGGAUCCCGGCGCGAGGUCGUGCAGGUCCGACCGCACUGUCGUUGACAUGUAUGCUCCCUAUGCUGGACAGGUGUCGACCAUGAGUCCAUCGGCCAUUGGUGCAGAGGCCUCGUACUACACCAGUCCAAGCACGUAUACCACCAGCAGCCCAGGUACAUAUGCUGCUGGCACCUAUGCUGCUGGCACCGGCACACUUGCUGGCGGUGCCUACACCGGAGGCACACUAGCCGGUGGUACUUAUGCAGGUGGCACCAGCACGUCCCUAGCCGGCGGCACCCUAGCUGGUGGAGUAUAUGGUGCUGGCACUGGAACCCUUGCUGGGGGCUCCUACACCGGUGGCACCUUAGCUGGUGGAACGUAUACCGGUGGCACCACUGCGGGUGCUGCUUAUACUGGUGGCACCCUGGGGGGUGCUUACACUGGUGGAGCUUACACGACCGGUGGAGCUUACACGACAGGCACCUUAGCUGGUGGCGCUUACACUGGCGCUGGGACACUAGCUGGUGGUGCCUAUACGGCAGGAACUCUCUCCGGUGGAGCUGCGGUCGGUGCUUACACUGGCGGCACCAGCACCGGCGGCAGCUACAGUGCUGCUCCUGCUACUACUUAUCCGGCUACUUAUCCGGCUACCACGUAUGGCACUGGCAGCUUCACAGUGCCUCCAGCAAACACCUAUGCAGGCGCCUCAUACCCUGCUUAUGCCUCUGCGGCGCCCGUGACGGGCGCGUCCUACAGUGUUCCCUCCGCGGAAGGCUUCGCGGGGAGCACCUCCUUCACGGCGCCGCAAGUUCAGGAUCUCUAUGGACAGACGUCCUUGCAGUCAGCGCCUUCUAUGAUGGUUUCGCCUAUGCUUCAGAAUCCUUUGCAGUCAGCACCCUCCAUGAUUGCCUACAGUGGGCUGCCUGGCAUCGGCCAGCCGU
Messenger RNA from Durusdinium trenchii, 1292 nucleotides. Lineage: Eukaryota; Dinophyceae; Suessiales; Symbiodiniaceae. The record is from the annotation of a GenBank genome assembly.